CAGGUAAUUGUAUAACGCACUAACACAACCUAACAGAGCCUCCACAGAGCUGCUUCUCGCGCAGUGCGCUUUGCAGCGCUUUUUCAUUUCAUUGUGUCGCUUUCUCGAGUGAACAUUGUACUGCUCAGUCAUUAUAAUCAUUGAUUAAUAUCUUAAUCAGAUUGAUCAUAGAGAAAUAUUUCUAGUUUUCUUGUAAAAUAAAGAUACAGCUGUAAAUGGAGAGCAUGUAAUAAUCAUAUUCGGAGCACUGUUGCUGGAAAAGUUCUGUUAAAUCAUACACUUUUUUUUUCAAUCUUCAAAAUAGACGGAAAAGGGCGUUUCAUCGAUUUAUUGGAGUUUCGUUUGAUCGCAAAGCUUUCUGCGAUCGGCCCCAGAAUGUGAUUUAGAUUUCAGGUUUUGUGGUAGGUUUGAGAAGAAAAAUCACUGUAGUCAUUGUAUUGCUCAUUUGCCUAACUAUAAUAUUUUGGAAAAUAUAGUUCGUCACACACGUAGCAAAUUUCAAACUGAUUUUGGAUCGAGGAGGAUAUUACAUUGGAGUAGAAGAUAGAGGUUAAAAGGACUGACUUGAAAGCUUUCAUCUUUGUGAUGAUCAGAUGUAGUGCAACCAUGAUUCUUCACCCUUAUUUGUGAUUUACGGUGUGGGAACUUAUUCGAUGCCAUUUUGAAAAAUGCCGUUAGUUUUCCCGUUAUUUGAAAAUAUAUUUCUUUAUGUAGUUGGUUGCGUUUGAUUAAUCAUGGACAAAUUAAGGUGGAUGGAAUGUUGGUACAUCUGUCUGUACAUGAUGGAUUAAUGAUCAACUCAAUUUCGAACAUGAAAUCCCCUACCUCAACUAGUGGAGCGGUAGAUUCAAACAACCUGCAUGACAUAAUUUGUUCAUUCCACCUUUGAGGGGCACUGGAGGAGUACAUAUCUGAAAUCUUCCAGAACAGGAACUUAAUACACUGUUAUACCUAAGGCUACGAGUUCCAGCAACCAAAGCUAAUAUUUAUAGAGUUCUCUUUAUGUAUCUUCUGUACAAGUACAUUUUGGAUUUACAAUCAUCAUGGAGAACAACCCUACCCCCUUCAGCUGUGAUGUUUGCAGCGAAGAAUUUACUGUGAAAAGAAAUUUAAUGCGUCAUCAUCGCAUGUUCCAUCAUGGGCAAAGGACUUUAUAUGUUUGUGAUACAUGUGGAAAAGCUUUUAAUAGACAGGAUAAUUUGAAACGUCAUAUGAAAACUCAUCAGGAUUUCAGCAAUGGUGCUGAACCUGAUCAGGGGAACCAGCGACCAACCUGCUCACAAUGCAAAUCACUGUUCCUAGAGCAAAAAGACCUAGAUGAACACAUGAAAUCGCAUCGCAAGGAAACCUUUCAUUGCCGUACUUGUGGGCAAAUAUAUCAUAAUCGUGCGAAAUUUAUGAAACAUGAAAAGUCGCACCAUAAUCCCGUUCCUCCAAAGUUACCAAAGAAGCGAGUUGCCGAUGGACCAGUGUCAAACCAAGCAAAAAGAUGCCGUCAACAACCCAACCUAGCACUAACCACAGUAAACCUCCCUUCUGACAUCGAUCCUGAGAGUUGUGCCGCCCAAGUAUACAGGGAACAUUGGCUGAAUAUCAGAGACAGACGUUCAUUUGGAAGGGUUCAUCGGUUUUACAACUACCAUCUUCCAGAUCUAAACAAUGGUAUCCUUAGAAAAAUAGCUCAGAAGGUGUUUGAGGAGCAAUUUACCGCUUUUAAAGUUAAUGCAUCGUAUGGAUUUAUUCUUUGCAACAAUGAAACCAAUGAAUGUAGGUAUUAUAACGCUAGUAGAAACACAAAGAUUCUGAAUGAACCUGUUCUUAUUUCAGACCAUUCGUCAUUCCAAAGGUUUAUGGAUACAUUCCUCAAGGAAGAUACCCUUGAAUAUGCUCGAACCCUGCGCCCAAAUUCUAAAUGGGUCGUUCAGCACGUCACAAAUGUCACUUUCUAUGUAUUUCGAAUUGCUGAUCAUCCCAUUGGCCGCGGAAUUGACCUCCCCGAUUAUAUAAAAAAUAAUCAAGCUAUCGUAUCUCUGGUUAAGAGUCAUAGGGAUUGUAAGAUGUAUGAUGAUAAUUUGUGCAUUUUUAGAUGUUUAGCUCUAUUUCAAGGUGCUAAUUCUCAUGGUCUUGAAACUAAAGCUAAAAGAUUAUUUAAACAGUAUGUGCCUCACAUAAAAAUUUCAGAAUUUGAAGGAAUAGAUCUAAGCAAAUUGGAUAAAGUCGAAGAAUUCUUCAAGAUUAAUAUCAUGGUGUACGAAUUACAGCCAUCCGAACUUACCAACGGUGAUAAUAUUCUUCUUGAAAAUGAAGGUGAAUUGGUAAAUAGUAAAAGUACAGUUGCUGCUAAGCUCGUGAGAAGAGGACUGGACAAGUUCCCAGAAACAAUGUAUGUCAAUCUGUAUGUUAACCAUUUCAGUUUCAUUUCAGAUAUUAACCGAUAUUGCCAAAACUAUCAAUGUCGCACAUGUGACAAACUUUGGAAAACUCGCAAAUCACUUAAUCGGCAUGAGAAAAAAUGCACCUCAACAGCCACCAAGCAUACUUUCCCCACAGGAAGGGCUACAUUUCAUAACCCUUUGACAAUAUGGGAAGAGUUGGCUGACGAAGGUAUCUUUGUCGAAGAAGAACGGCGUUAUUUUCCAUACUUUGCCACAUUUGACUUGGAGUCGUACUUAGAGAGGAUAGAAAAUGAUACAGAUCCCAACAAUGUUCCAACUGAUACCUCAAGACAUAUCCCUAUGAGCAUGAGUAUCAACUCAAAUGUUCCAGGGUACACAGAACCAUACUGCAAAGUGUCUGAUGGAGACUGUCAAAAACUAAUUGAUGACUCUAUAUUGUACCUCCUGGAAAUAAGUAAGCACUCUUGCUCUCUUCUAGAAUCUUCUUACCAGGAUGUGAUUGAAAAAUUAGAUGAAAAAAUACAAGAGUACGAGAGUUGGCAGAAGGCAAACAAUAAAACGCCUCACAAAACCAAACAUCUUCAGAGAUUAAAGGAGCGUUUCACGAACCAUAUCACAGAACUCCCUGUGGUUGGGUUCAAUUCUGGGAGGUAUGAUAUCAAUGCCAUUAAACAAUACCUCUAUCCUUCACUUCUACAGUUUGAUUCUGUUGAUUAUGUCAUCAUGCGGACCAAUAAUCAUAUGGCUCUGAAAUCAAAGCACCUUCAGUUUCUUGAUAUUUCUAAUUUUCUUGCACCUGGCUUUUCAUACGCAGCCUUUCUUAAAGCAUAUGACUGUGAACAAAUGAAAGGUUUCUUUCCUCACGGGUGGGUAGAUUGUCUUGAAAAACUCAAAGCACCUGAACUUCCCCCUAUUGAAACUUUCAGCAACAAACUCAAUCAAAUUGCUUUAUCACAAGACCAGUAUGAAUACUGUCAGAGUAUCUGGAAACAGAAUAACAUGACAAGUCUAAGAGAUUAUCUUAUAUGGUACAAUAACCUCGAUGUUACUCCUUUUAUUGAGGCGGUUGAGAAAAUGCGUGAUUUUUACAAGAAUCUUGAAAUUGAUCUGUUCAAAGAUGGUAUUUCGGUUCCUGGGCUCACCAUGAAAUAUCUCAUGAAGUGUAGUCCAGAUGCACAUUUCAGUGUUAUCUCUGAGGAAGACAAGGAUCUUUAUUAUACUUUCCGCGAUAACCUGGUAGGAGGUCCAUCCAUUAUAUUUCAUAGGUACCAUGAACGUGGUGUAACAAAGAUUCGUGGGGGCAAGCCAUGUGUAAAAAUAAUUGGUUUUGAUGCCAAUGCCUUGUACCUGCAUGCAAUAAUGCAAGAGAUGCCAACAGGGCACUAUGUCAGACGACAGGCAGAGAAUGAUUUUAGGCCUGAAAAUAGGCAUCCAAUCGCUCAAGAAUGGCUUCAAUACCAAAGUUCCUCUCGACAGAUCCAUAUCCGACAUGCAGGUAAUCAUUCAGAAAAGAGAAUUGGUCCCCUUCAGCUCCCUGUCGAUGGUUUUUGCGCUCAAACCAAACAGGUGUUUGAAUUCCAUGGAUGUUACUUCCAUGGGCAUUCAUGCCAUCUCAACAAAGACCAAACCAAAAAUACGAAGCUUGGGAAGUCUAUGCCAGACUUACUCAAAAAGACUCAAGAGAAACAAGAGUAUGUAGAAAGGUUGGGUUACGAAUACAUCUCCAUCUGGGAAUGCCAAUAUAAAGAAAUGCGUAAAACUGAUCACAAGCUCAGUGCAUUUCUUACAGAGACGUUUCCCCCGCCUAAAUACGGUCAAGGAUUAACAAAAGACGACCUUCUCUCUGCUAUUCGUUGUGGUGAUCUGUUUGGGUUUGUGCAGUGUGAUAUCCAUGUCCCUGAUCAUCUCAGGGAAUACUUCUCUGAAAUGUGUCCCAUUUUCAAGAAUGUGGAUAUAUCAAGAGAAGACAUCGGAGAUGUGAUGGGAUCCUACGCCAAGAAACAUGAUAUCAUGAAAACUCCAAGGCGUGGUCUUAUCGGUAGUAUGUUUGGUAAGAAUAUUCUGCUCUACACACCACUUCUAAGAUGGUAUCUCAACCAUGGAUUGGUUGUCACCGGGAUUCACCAAUUCAUUGAGUACAAACCCGUUGCCUGCUUCAAGCACUUUGGUGAAAGCGUUUCUAACGCUCGACGCAAAGGUGAUGUUGAUCCAACAACGAGCGUUAUCGCCGACACCAUGAAGCUGAUAGGCAAUUCGUCUUACGGCAAGACAAUUACUAAUAAGGAAAGACAUCGAAAUGUUAAAGUCUGUGAUGAGGCUAAAGUCCAGAAACAUAUCAACAAUACCCUUUUCAGAGAUCUAAACCCAAUCUCAGACAAUUGCUAUGAAGUCGUUAUGGCUAAACGGAAGAUCAACAUGGACCUACCAGUCCAGAUUGGUCAUGCUGUAUAUCAUUUGGCCAAACUGCGCAUGCUACAGUUCUAUUAUGACUUUCUUCUACAAUAUGUUGACCCAUCCGAUUUUCAAAUGUGUGAGAUGGACACAGAUUCUGCUUAUAUCGCCAUUUCAUCCGAUUCUUUCGAUAAAAUAAUCAAACGAAAUAUGAGGGAAAGAUACGAAAUAGACAAAACCAACUGGUUCCCUCGAAAUGAUACCCAGGAGAAUGCUAGAUAUGAUAAGAGAACUCCUGGUUUGUUCAAAGUCGAAUGGGAAGGCGAUGGGAUCAUAGCCCUAUGCAGCAAAACAUAUUAUUGCUUUGGUGCUACUGACAAAUUUAGCUGCAAGGGUGUUAAUAAAAAGCAAAAUAACAUUACAAAAGAUGUCUACUUGAACGUUCUUCGUUCACAAGUCGCUGGGAGAGGUGUAAACAAAGGGUUUCGUGUCGUCCAAAAUGGAAUCUCCACCUACUCACAAAUAAAGCAUGCAUUUACCUAUUUCUAUCCAAAGAGAAAAGUAUUGGAUGAUAAUGUGUCCACUACCUACUUAGAUAUCUAACUUGUCAACUACGUAUUUCAACCCAUUUUUUCUAUCUUUACUUUAUAUCUCAGUUGCUGAUUUUAAAAACUAGCUGUGAUUAUUUGUGUCCAUUUCAAACAUUCAGGAAAAUGAUCUGCGUAUAAUUUUCUUUUGGUAAAUUACUUGUUCACCAUGUGUGUUGAGAGUUAUUCUGUAGAUUUUUUCAAGCAUUUUGAUUGGAAUAACGCAAAAUGUAAUGUGUUCAAAUCAAUAUUUCAUUGAUGUUUGUAAUACACUUGAAUACUCUUUGGAGCAACUUUAGUUUUACAAUUCUUUUCAACGAUAUAAAUUCAAAAUCGCUGGAGUAAUAGAUCUUUUUACAAAAUGUUUCACAUUUUGCUUUCACAAUUGGCUUUCAAUAAUGUACUAUUAUAUUAAUAUUACGAUUAUUAAAAUACAAUUUACUUUUACAAAAUAUUAUGAUUGUUUGUGACAAACUGUUUUCAUACAUUUGAAACAAGAAGAUUAUCUUAAGGAUGUUUCAUUGUUGUAUCAAACCUGACGAUGUAAUUUUUUGUUUUGAAUAAUAGUAUGAUGUUUUAUAUGUGUUUUUUCAAUCCGAGUUUGCUUUGAUUUAAAUAAAAUCAUAUUAUAAUGUUCAUAUACGUUGGUAUUUUAGAGAUUUCUGGAUGUAAAAGAAAUAUAAUCUGCUAGUUAAUUACUUCGGUAUAAAUGUUUGUUGGGGGAGAUGUAUGAAAUAUUUGGGGAUGUUACCAAGACAGGGUUAUCAGCUUUUCAAGAAAACAAAGUUCCCUGAUAAAAAAAUCCCUGAUAUUUCUUUAAACCUAAAUAUUAUUACGCUAGUAGAAAGACAAAAAUUCUGAAUGAACCUGUUAAUUUCUGACCAUUGGCCGUUCCACAGGUUCAUGGAUACAUUCCUCAAGGAAGAUACCCUUGAAUAUGCUCGAACCCUGCGCCCAAAUUCUAAAUGGGUCGUUUAGCACGCCAAAUGUCACUUCCUAUGUAUUUCGAAUCGCUGAUCAUCCCAUUGGCCGCGGAAUUGACCUCUUAGAUUUAUAUACAAAAUAAUCAAGCUAUCGUAUCUCUGGUUAAGAGUCAUAGGGAUUGUAAGAUAUAUGGUGAUACUUUGUGCAUUUUUAGAUGUUUAGCUCUAUUUCAAGGUGCUAAUUCUCAUGGUCUUGAAACUACAGCUAAAAGAUUAUUUAAACAGUAUGUGCCUCACAUAAA
This is a messenger RNA of Lytechinus pictus (painted urchin), 6599 nucleotides long. RefSeq lists its product as uncharacterized. NCBI's taxonomy places the organism in Eukaryota, Metazoa, Echinodermata, Echinoidea, Temnopleuroida, Toxopneustidae. Bases 1044 to 5390 code for a protein of 1448 amino acids. The record is from RefSeq and is a predicted model, not a curated record. The transcript is spliced from 3 exons.